GACGCAGCGGCGCGGUCCGCGUGGUGGGGUCCACGCGAGCGGUCGGGCCGGGGCGCUGUGGAGGCUGCUCCGGCCGGCCCCGCGGAGCACGGGAGCAGGAGCAGGAGCAGGAGGAGGAUGGCGGCGGGAGGCGAGGCCGCUGCCCGGCCGUACGGCCUCGUGCGGGCGGGAGCCGCGGCUCCGGGCAGCGGCAGCGGGGCGCAGGCGUGGCCGGACGGCUGCAGCUACAGAGGGGAGGUCGCUUCUGCUCUGAAGGUCGGGCACGGCGAGUUCCGCUGGGCCAACGGCGAGAGAUAUGUGGGACAGUUUUACAAGGACCAUCGCCAUGGCAAAGGGAUUUACUUCUGGCCUGAUGGUUCCAAAUUUAUUGGAGCAUUUUAUCUUAGCCAUAAAGAAGGUUAUGGGACCAUGGAAUUCAAGGAUGGCAGAAAAUAUCAGGGCCUGUACAAGGCUGAUGAGAGAUUUGGACCAGGAGUAGAGACUUAUCCAGAUGACUGUCAAGAUGUUGGCUUGUGGCUCAAGAAUCACAUACUUAAACUGUGCACUGAAGUAGCUGGCUAUUUUUCUGUCCAAGCUUACCCAAAACACUGUGAUUAUUUUGAUGCUGAUUCCCAGAGGGAGUACCUUUCUGAUGAGGAAGUUCCGCAUACAGAUGUGAAUGAGGAGAAGGACCCAUUUUACUAUAGCUACAAAUGUCUCCUUUUAGAUGACAGUUACACGUUGCCUGAAAAUAUAUGCAUCUACUCGACUGACAUGGAUCACCUUCCUUUGACUCACACCUUCCGUAAAGAGUUUGAUUCUGAGGUUUUUCAGAACAACAAACAGAUAUAUGAUGAAGACCCCUGGCUUAUUACAAAUAUAACCCCAUUAAUGAUCAGAAUGCAGAGGCACAUCUACAAAUAUAGGCAUUGUCAGGCAGAGAUCAGCUGGGAUAUUAACUUCAUUCUGAAUGGAAUUCGAGAUCCCUUUGGACCUAAGGGCCCCAAAGAACUUGCUUCAGAGGAGCUGAUUGAGAAAGCAGCAGCAGGAGACUUCGAGACAGUUUAUGCAAUUCUCAGGGAUGACCUUGCUCACCCAGAUGUAGCCGAUAAGCAUGGGUACACUGCACUUGCUGCUGCUGCUGUAAAUUACCACAAUGAUAUCAUCAAUCUUCUUCUCAAUAGUGGAGCUGAUGUGAACAAAUGCAGUGAUGAAGGAUUAUCAGCUUUAUCAAUGUGUUUUAUUCUAUAUUACCCAGUGGAAUCAUUUAAGACUAAUAUUGCUGAAAGGAACAUAAAUAAAUAUAAGGAAGCACAGUCAGUAUCUUCAGAAGCUGCUUCUACACUGGCAAGAGUAUGGGAACAUUCUACAAAACAGAAAUGUUUAAUAGACACCAUUCGCCAGUCAGGCCUCAUAUCUCCAGUAUCCAGGGAAAGGGUGGAGUUUGCUGUUAAUGAUGAGAUAAGAACAUUAGAUGAAACUGAUUAUGCAAGCUUAGAAAAGAGGACCAACUGCAGCAUAGAAACAACCUUUGACUCAAGCCGUAGCGUUCUCAACUAUGGAAUUGAGGUUACUCCAGAGACCUUGCAGCACACUGCAAAAGCUUUCAGCCACAGUUUGCUAAAAACAGCCUCCUAUUCCUGUGGACUCAGUGGAAAUGAAGGCACAAUGAGAAAAAUGGCAUUAUCUAUAUCAGAACACCAAAGACGAUGGGAGACAAUCAAACUGCUGCUUCGCAGAGGUGCAGAUCCCAACACUUGCCGUGUCCCGUUACCAGUUCUCUUCUUUGCUAUUAAAGCUGCAGAUGUAAAUACAGUGAAACUACUCUUAGAAAUGGGAGCAUGGACUGACGUACGACUUCCCUCUAAGCUAGGAGGUUUAAGUCCUCUUCAUAUUGCUGUAGCCAUUCCUGGAGAAGAAGGGGUCAAGAUAACAGAAUUCAUCCUUCACUCGGCUAUAGAUCCUGAUGCAAGGGCAGAAGAUAAAGAUGAUAUGUAUGAACAAGACAGGGGUAAAAGCACUGAAUCAUCUGUUGGUCUUGCCAUGAAAUUUAAUAAUGAAACUGGACCACCUACUGAGUACUAUUCUUAUUCUGGCCUUGUCCCAGAGGAAGGCGGGAGGACUCCAUUGCAUAUUGUCUGUGAGAGAGAGGAUAGCCAAGAGCAUGUCAGGGAGAUUGUCCGUCUCCUUUUAAUUCAUAAGGCAAACCCUAACAUUUUGUGGAGUGGGCAUUCACCACUGUCCUUAGCAAUUGCCAGUGGGAAUGAUUUGGCAGUGAUAGAACUCUUAGCAUAUGGAGCUGACCCUAAUCUGCCAUUGAGCAAAGGCAUAGGAAGUGCCCUUUGUGCAGCUGUCAGCACAACAUAUGAACAGAAGAGAACAGCAGCAAGUCGGAUUUCUUUGAUUGACAGGCUGAUUGAAGCUGGUGCAGAUCUCCUGAUGCCAGUUACUGUUGGUCAAGGGAAGAGGACUGCAGUGGGAACUGUAGUAGACUAUGCCUACUAUACAUACUGUCAGGAUAAAAGGAUAGCACAUACUCCAUAUCAUGCAUUAUUGCCACCAGAAAGGGAGAUUUUCAAUGCACGCAGGUUUCUGCUUGAUUACAUAAGUGAUCACCUUCGAAAACGUGUCCUUGAGAAGGAGAAGCAGUGGGAUAGAGAAGAACUUCAAAAGUCCAAGAAAUUGGAUUCAGGUAUUCGUGUCGCCUUUGCUAAAAGGAAAUGUGGAGACAGGUACCCUUCAGUAACAUCACAGGUGGAGGAAGUGAGGUGUCCCUUUUUUAAAUACUGUUACCAGUGUGGACGGUCUGUAGGGGUCCGACUCAUGCCUUGCAUUCGCUGUUUUGAAAUCUUCACUUGCAGCAAGUCUUGCAAAGUAAAAUCGUGGAAUGAACGUCAUAGGCGAGAGUGCUUAGGAGCUACAGACAGACAGAGUAAGACUAAGUCAGGUAUUUCAAAAGACAACCAGAGUCCGGCUGGCAGAAAAGGAAGAGAAGGGAAAGGUGGAGGAGAAGAAAGAGAGGAGAGAGAUGGAUCAAAGAUGAAAGACAGAAGAGAAGGCGGAGAGAAGAAAGGUGGAAGAAAGGGAAGAGAAAGGAAAGGAGUAAUAGAGGUCUACAAGAAGGGUGACAGGAAACCAAGACUGGGUCAAGAGCAUGAAGAGGCCAGUGCCUGGCCAGAUCUACCUUAUACUGGGAAUUAUAGUUACAAUUAAUCCUACCUGAGAAAAACAAAACAAAAGAAAAAGUGCAUUGAGUAAUUUGAGCUUGCAUUACCUGCCUUUAUCAGUAGUAGGACACUAAUAAUACAAUUAUGAUAAGAUAACUUAGAUAACUGUCUGCAUGUUCUAAGAGUCUUCUCUGGUUUUAUUUACAUACUUAUGUUUGGCUCCUUCUCCAGCCAGGCAUAUAAAUAUACAACUGCAGGCUCAACAUGAGUAACAUUCAUGGUCAGAGUUUGUAAAGAUAUUCAUGCCCCUGGAAUGGCCUGACUAUAUUUCACACAGACUAGGACAGUUGCUCUUUGUCUAGCCUUCAUUUCCACUUAAUGUUAAAUGGUUACUUGGUUAAAAAGUUACACUACUUUACACUGAUGUUGUUAAUCAAUUAACCAAACCUUUGAAAGAUGACUUAUUCUUAAAAAUAUUUUUAAUUGAAACCACUGACAGGGACACACACACACAUCCAUGUCCAGAGAAGGAGAAGUUGAUGUCCUGAAUCAAAGAACAUCUCAAAUGUUCUCACCUGCUACAUUUUAUUCAGUACUGCUGAAGUACAGGACAGUCCUUUUUUAUGGAAGGUGCUGAGGAAAUGCAUCUUGAAAGAAGGUAAGGUGUAAGGUUCAGUCCCCACCUUACUUAAGUCAGUGGGAGUUUUGCUGUUGAGUUUAAUGAGAGCAAGAUUCAGUGAUAAUUGCAGAUGGUGGCCAACCCUUGUUUGUGAGCAGGAAUCAGGCCAUUACUCUUCAAUGUGCCUUUAUGUGGUGCUGUGUACAGGCCGCUUCUGUUGCAUCCAAUGUGUGGAGGUCCAGGUGCUCAGCAAUUCUGAAAAGCAUAUCCUGCCUGUUUUAGGUGCUGAACUAAAUUUGUGCUGUUUACAAAUGUUUUAAAAUAGCUUUCCUCUCUUUAUUACAAAAGACAUACAGAUACAUACAGUUACUAGGCAGUUAUUAUAAAUAGGAUAUUGAAAGGAAAUGACUACUUUGUAUAUGAUCACCCAUAUUUAUAGCUAUGCAUCUGUGUAGAACAGUGUGUGUAGGGUCGGAAUAGCUCUAACUGCAAAAUUGAUACUUAUUAAAUAAAGAAAUAAACUUUGCAGAAAGA
This is a messenger RNA of Alligator mississippiensis (American alligator), 4299 nucleotides long. RefSeq names its product ankyrin repeat and MYND domain containing 1 (gene ANKMY1). The coding region runs from base 118 to 3192 and encodes 1024 amino acids. Gene Ontology annotation, molecular function: protein binding. The record is from RefSeq and is a predicted model, not a curated record. Lineage: Eukaryota; Metazoa; Chordata; Crocodylia; Alligatoridae. The transcript is spliced from 16 exons.